Pararge aegeria (speckled wood butterfly) is the source of this 2511-nucleotide messenger RNA. RefSeq names its product tyrosine-protein kinase Drl-like (gene dnt). Bases 298 to 1926 code for a protein of 542 amino acids. The transcript has 6 exons. Lineage: Eukaryota; Metazoa; Arthropoda; Insecta; Lepidoptera; Nymphalidae. The record is from RefSeq and is a predicted model, not a curated record. Gene Ontology annotation, biological process: multicellular organism development; cell surface receptor protein tyrosine kinase signaling pathway; protein phosphorylation. Gene Ontology annotation, molecular function: ATP binding; protein kinase activity. Gene Ontology annotation, cellular component: signaling receptor complex.
GUGAGCUUGUGCUGUUGUAAAUUAUCGAAAAACAAUCCAAUUAUUAUUGUUUAUACGCGAUAUUUUCGGUAAUAUCGUCACCAAUCACAUAUACAUGAAUAAAGAUAAAGAUUUUUGUUUAGUUUCGAUCUCAAACUGUGUAGUUAACGUGUUUUUCUUGUGAAUUUAUACAUUUUAUCCGAAUGUGUAAUCUCGCUUCGACUUAACGUUGGACGGUGGUUGAAAAUGUGAGUUAAAUGUUGUUCUGGUGAACAUUUUUGGUAAAGAACCUUUAUUUUUUGAAGAACUCGUGUAAAAAUGAAGUGGUUAACGUUUCUCAUAUUGUUGCCGGCGUGUUUUGGACAUCUGAAUGUUUAUUUGAGUAGCGCUGAAGUAUGGAGACUAUUGGGUCUAACCGCAGAACUGUUUUACGUGCGUGACGGACAGGUCAACUUCUACGCGCUAAACUUCGUUGUGCCUGUCCCAGCGACCAUAGGGGAGCUGCAUUUCACAUGGCAGAGCCUUACCAGGAGACCAUUGCCGUAUACGUUACACGUGGAUGUAGUAUCAAACAAGGAGGCAUUACACACACCGACAUUCAAUAUAUCAAGCGAGGGCUACGUGCCUACCGAACCGCAAACAUGGCGUGUGGAUUUGCCUUGUACGCGCACAGUCGCAGCCGAAGUCGGCGUCACCAUCUCCCUUAACGUGUCGAACGGUUCCUCGUCCACCGUUCUACAUUUCCGUAGGAGGAAAAUUUGUCUUCUGGAAGCACCUCGGCCAGCUGUUAGGGUGGAUAACGUGCCCCAUUCAGCAACGUCUGCGGAUAUAUUCUACGCUGGAGCUGGUUGCGCUGGUGGUGCAUUAUUAAUAGCUGCUGUCGCCGCCGUCGCCUGUAGGGCCCGAGCGCGGAAACUUCGGAGGACACGCAGCGAUGAACAAGACGCUCACGCAUUCUUACCCGAUUCCUCGUGCAAAUCUGCCGCAAGUUACACAAGCUACCGUCGACCUAACUCCGUCCCAGCCGCAGUCGCUGAGGACAGGGCUAGAGAUUUGCAGCAAAGAAUAGCGGAGUUAACGAUACAGAGGUGUAGAGUGCGAUUGCGAUCGGUGGCGAUGGAAGGGACUUUCGGCAGAGUUUACAGAGGAACGUAUGCGGAUGAAGAUGGCAGGGAACAAGAAGUUCUUGUGAAGACAGUUGCAGAACACGCGUCUCAAGUUCAGGUUUCGCUUCUUCUCCAAGAAGGCUGCAUGCUUUAUGGACUGCACCACGAGCGCGUUCUAUCAGUGCUCGGCGUCAGUAUCGAGGAUCAGACAUCACCAUUCAUCUUGUACCCGUGGAGUACAACUUGGAGGAACCUGAAACAGUUUCUGCUGGCAUGCCGAGGAGUGAAUCUUGGAGUAGCGCCCGGUGGUCCGCCUCCCCCGCCUCUGACCACCCAGCAUGUCGUGAGAAUGGCAUUGCACGCCUUAGACGGCUUGGCGUAUUUACACUCGCAGCACGUACUGCAUAAGGAUAUCGCUGCGAGAAAUUGCAUAGUCGAUGAAAACCUCCGAGUAAUGAUCGCGGAUAACGCGCUAUCCCGAGAUCUGUUUCCUGGGGACUACCAUUGUUUGGGCGACAAUGAAAAUAGGCCAAUCAAAUGGCUGGCCUUGGAAGCUUUGUCAAAGAAACAGUUCAGUCCAUCAGCUGACGUAUGGGCGUUGGGCGUUCUUUUGUGGGAGCUGACAACGUUGGCCCACCAACCCUACGCCGAGGUGGACCCCUUCGAGAUCGGCGCGUAUUUGAGAGACGGGUACAGGUUGCAGCAGCCAGCGAACUGUCCUGAUGAAUUGUUCGCAGUGAUGGCUUACUGUUGGGCAAUGUCGCCCGACGACAGACCAACGUUGCCUCAACUCCAGAUCUUCCUACGAGACUUCCACACGCAACUAACGCGGUUCGUUUAAGACAUUCCUACUAACAAAAGACAAUCCAAAGACGACAAUAAAUUCAUAGAUUCUAUUAGUGAAUUAGUGGAAUAAAACAAGUGAAAACUAGUGCACGAUCCAGAGGCCUUAUGACGUGAAAUAAGUUUCCUUAAAGAAGUCACAGAUCUUAACGCAAAUGUAGAUAUCAUGUUUGGAGAACCUGUAAUAUAUUAUGUAUUAUAUUGUAGUGUGAUAAAAAGCGGGGCACAUGUCUGCUAUUGUAAUUAUGUCGAUCAAUAACAAAGAGUAGAUAGUAAUAAAAUAAAAAACCUGAGAAACGUUUAUUAUUACGUGGAAGAAAUAGUGUUUUUGCAGCAUGUAUUCGAUCAGCAUUGCACGCCUAAAUCUUUCGUUUUAAGUAAAAUAACUUAAUCUUACAGUACAGGUUUGCCUAGUGUUGGUGCUAGUUCUAUUUAUUGUCAAAUGGAUUAAUAUUUUAACAAUCAUCAUCAAUAGCCUAUAACGGUCAAGUGCAGGACCAAAUGCUUCUCCUAACGGGAUACUGUGCCUAUAAACAAUAUGUUGACGGCCGAUUGGCGCAGUGGGCAGCGACCCGGCUUUCUG